AUGAGCACGGAUACGAUUGGAGAAUACCUGCUGAAGGUCCUCGACCGGCAGGGCAAGACGCUUUGCUUGAAGACUGCCUUCAGCCUCGGCAUGCGCAUGAUAAGUGGCCUGGAGUACGUCCACAGCUACGAAUACAUCCUCGCCUAUCUGAAAGCGUCCAGCCUGCUUCUUGAUCUUGGCGAAGGCAAUGAAAACAAGAUCCAUCUCCUGGACUUUGGUUUGGCCUGUCGGUACACGCAAAACGGCAAGUACAAGGAGUACAAGAAAGACCUCAGGAAGGUGCACGACGGCACCAUUGAGGAGUACAAGGAAUACCUCAGGAAGGUGCACGACGGCACCAUUGAGUCCGCAAGUCGGGAGGCCCACAUUGGUGCCCACGCGCGAAGGUUUGAGAGGGAAAUCCUGGGAUACACUCUGCUCCAGUGCCUUUGUUGCCGGCUGCCCGAAAGGGAAAACCUCAAGAACCCCGAGUACGUCAGCCAACAGAAGAGCACUCAGAUGGAACGCAUCACCUAG
Rhipicephalus sanguineus (brown dog tick) is the source of this 516-nucleotide messenger RNA. Its product is annotated as serine/threonine-protein kinase VRK1. The record is from RefSeq and is a predicted model, not a curated record. NCBI's taxonomy places the organism in Eukaryota, Metazoa, Arthropoda, Arachnida, Ixodida, Ixodidae. Gene Ontology annotation, cellular component: nucleus; cytoplasm. Gene Ontology annotation, molecular function: ATP binding; protein serine/threonine kinase activity. The coding region runs from base 1 to 516 and encodes 171 amino acids. The transcript has a single exon. Gene Ontology annotation, biological process: peptidyl-serine phosphorylation; signal transduction.